Molecule: messenger RNA, 3063 nt
Organism: Solanum lycopersicum (tomato)
Lineage: Eukaryota; Viridiplantae; Streptophyta; Magnoliopsida; Solanales; Solanaceae
Product: carbon catabolite repressor protein 4 homolog 6
Molecular function (GO): 3'-5'-RNA exonuclease activity
Source: RefSeq, a predicted model, not a curated record
GUUUUCACUAAUGUAACACAAUUGAAUUGCUGGUCAUAUAUUCAUGAAGCACUCUGCUCCUUCCCGCCACCUUAUUGCCGCCGCCGCUUUUACCGAUACUGCGUCUGCCGCCGCCAGCGCCACCAUGUCAUCUGCUCAAUCAUUCCGAGGAGGCAGGGGACGCGGCAGGAGAAACUUUUCGCACCGUCCUUCCGGAGAACGAAGUGAAGACGAUAUUGUAACUGGAGACUCUCACUUCAAUUCUGUUCGGGAAACCAAUCGAAAUCUCCGCCCGUCUCCUAAUUUUCGACCUUUCCGGCCUAGGGCACCAUCGCCAAAUAUUCAUCCUACUCAUCAUAAUUAUGGACAAUUGCCGCAUCCUCAACCACGUCAGCAGUUUCAUCCCAAUCAGCAAUCCUAUAGAGCAAUGCCACCACCAGCAGGGUUUUAUCAGAAUCAGCAGUUCAAUAGAGCAGUGCCUCAGCCGCCACUAAGACCACAAUAUUAUCAGAAUCAGCAGCUCAAUAGACCGAAUUUUUAUGAGAAUCAGAAGUUUAAUAGACCCAAUUUUUAUGAGAAUCAGCCGUUCAGGCCACGGCCAUUGCCUCCCAAGGCUUUGAACUUUCGGAAUUGGGAGUAUGCUAGACCUGGACCUCCACCUCAUUGCGAACGAUUUACAGUCUUAUCAUACAACAUACUAGCUGAUUACCUUGCUAAUGAUCAUCAGAGAAAACUUUAUUUUCACAUACCACAACAUAUUUUGGACUGGGAAUGGCGUAAAAGAAGUAUCCUUUCUGAGCUUGGAUGGUGGUCAGCUGAUAUAUUGUGUCUUCAGGAGGUUGACAGAUUCCAGGAGUUGGAGGCAGAGUUGAAGUUGCGUGGAUACAGUGGCAUCUGGAAGAGGCGUACCGGAGAUCCAGCUGAUGGAUGUGCAAUAUUUUGGCAUGCAUCAAGAUUCAAAUUGGUGCAUGAAGAAUUUGUUGAAUUUAAAAAGUUUGGGCUUCGGGAUAAUGUUGCCCAGAUAUGUGUAUUUGAGUCUCUUGGUCAGCAAAAUAAGAGUUCACCAGCUCCCUUAGCAAGCACUGGUCACUCCAGUAAGGUUGUAAUUUGUAAUACUCAUGUGCUUUUCAAUCCUAAAAGGGGAGAUAUUAAGCUCGGACAGGUUAGGGUGCUUCUGGAUAAGGCUGGUGGUGUUUCAAAACUUUGGGACAAUGCUCCUAUUGUAAUUUGUGGAGAUUUUAACAGUACACCAAAGAGUCCAUUAUACAACUAUCUUGCCGAGGAAAGACUAGACUUAUCAGAAGUGCCUCGGGAUAAAGUGUCAGGACAGGAAUCAGCUACAAUUUAUACAGUGAAGCACAGCUUCAAUGCUAGUGCUAGACACCAGGAUGCAGUUAACUCUUCUCAAAGCUCUGAAGUGGCUAGUGAGAGAGAGGUAAAAGACAAUAAGAUGGCAUCAGCUGAACAGAAAUUCGAUACUCGAGAAAAAGAUUCAGGAACUGGAUCUUCUGCAUGUACCUUAUCUCAGCCUCAGAGUUCUGUAGAAUAUGAGCCAGGAAUUUCUUGUAUGGUUAUCUCAUGCUCUGAAAGUACAGCUGAUUUGCCUAGAGUAAUCCAUGUUGAAGGUACAAGUCAUGAAGCCAAUUCAUUAGAAUCUUGUCAAGAAGAUGAAUAUGAUAAGGACUCUGAGAGUGGAUAUAACAAGGCCGACCCUAAUGCCACUUCUACCUCUUCUCACAAAAAUUUUGUAGCAGAAGUGCGUUCAGGAAUUGAUUCAGAGAGAGUUAAGGAUGGGCAGUCCAAUGUAGGUGAUUUUGGUUCUGAAAAUGUUUUGAGCAUUCACAGGCCUAUAAUACCCCAUUGUUCAGAUGUGUCAUCGACGGGGCUAUUUUCUGAUUCUUCAGAUGUACAUGAAGUUUCUCUUCCAGAAAGCUCGGAAAGUGUGUCGUCAAUUGGUAAAGAGAGUUCCCCUAAAAUAUCACGUGAACUUAAAAACUCAUACACAGAGACUUGUUUUGAUGUCUUGUUGGACGAAAAGAUGGCCAACUUGUCACUUAGUGUGGUCUCUGAAGGCACAAAAGAAGAUGAACUUUUGGUUGAAAAUCGUGAAGCAUUUUUGUCUCAGUUACAUGAUGAAGCUGGUUCCUUUCCAUCAGACUCUGACCAACUUCAAACAACUUCUCUUGAGGAAUUGGAUGAGUCAGUAAAGAAGUGUGACGGUUCCUUAGAGUUGCGUUCUUUAAGUGAUGAGAUUGCACAUGAUGCUCCUAAUUUGGAUUCUGAGGUUGUUGACAGAGAGAACUCGAUUUAUGAUCCAUCAGCUUGGACGCCAAUUGAUAUAGAAACCGCUACAGGCAAUGCAGAUUGCAAACUAUUGGAACAUAAUCUGAAGUUGACAAGUGCAUAUAGGGAAGUAGAGUUGCAGGAUUUUUCUGGAACUAGAGAUUCAACAGGAGAACCUGAGGUGACCAGCUAUCACAGGCUUUUCAUGGGUACAGUUGAUUAUAUAUGGCGUUCUGAAGGCCUUCAGACUGCAAGGGUGCUUGCUCCGAUUCCAAAAAAUGCCAUGCAAUUUGUGAGAGGUUUCCCUACUAAGAAAUGGGGAAGUGAUCAUAUUGCUCUGGUUUCGGAAUUUGCUUUUACAAGUGAUAUAUCGGUCCACAAUACUAGCGUCCAAAAACAGUAAAAUUAUGUCCACUCCAAAGGACUAUACGAGUUUUCAGGGGGGGGAUGAAGGAAUAGAUUCAUCUUGGAAGAGCUUCAAUCUGGAUAUGAAUAAAGGAUGAAGGUGUUCAAGGGCACUAAUGAUUCAAAGUACUAGUGCAUCGAUAAGUUAAGCUACACGAGUUCUGCUUUACAGGUAGUCUUUACUCUAUCCCUUUUACACAGUGUUGGGAAGAAGUGGACUCUAGAGGUCCUGCUAAUUGAGUUGAGGAAGCAGAUCGUUGUAAUAUCAAGUUCUUACCACAACACAUUUUUGCGAUCGUCAGAGUGUUUAUCCUUAAUUUUGAAGGCUUUUCGUUUGCUAACUUCUUUACUAUUCUUUUGAUCUCUAAUUAAGCUUCAGAUAAAGAUGCUUUAAAA